AAAAUAAUUUUUAUUUUUUUAUUUUACAUACACAUACAAUGAACUUAAAAAUAGGUCUUGAGUGUGAUGGUGUGAUGCAAUUUUGAUGUCAUGAUUCAUCAUUAUAAUCUGUAAUUGUGGGAUUUACACAACAAUCCAAUGUUACAGAUUUUUUUGCCAAUUUAAUUUUUUUCACAAUAUAAUAUUCGUAGGUGCAGAAGAAAAUAAUUCUACCGGAGUACCGGUUUUGAUAAACUUUGUAUUUAUUAGAAUCAAAAUGAGUAGCCAAGACUUGAUUCCUAGGAACUAUCAAGUUCUUUUGAUGAAAAUAUGUCUUGAGCAAAAUACUAUUAUUUAUUUACCAACUGGGUCUGGUAAAACAUUUAUAACUACAAUGGUCCUAAAGCAAAAAGGAGAAGACCUUUUAAAAUCAUACAGUGAGGGCGGUAAAAUCUCUAUAAUCUUAGUGAAUACCGUAGCACUUGUUGAUCAACAUGGAUCUUACAUUACCAAUCAUACAAGCUUCUCUGUUGGAAAAUAUACUGGUGAGAUGAAUCUAGACUUCUGGCCAAGGACUAAAUGGUUUAACGAGUUUAACCAAUAUCAAGUAUUGAUAAUGACGUCACAAAUUUUGGAUAACCUAUCCAGGACUGAUUAUAUAGAUUUGAACAAAGUUAAUCUGUUGGUUUUUGAUGAAUGCCAUCGAGGCGUAAACGAUCAUACCAUGAGAAAUUUAAUGAAACGAUUUGAACAUUUGAUUGACCCUCCGAGAGUUAUUGGACUCACGGCGACUCUGUUAAACGGCAAUUGUCAACCACAUGAGGUGUUACCGAAAAUUAGGAGUUUGGAAACAACAUUUCAUAGUAAAGUCGCCACAGUAGAAGAACUUAAAGAUGUUAUUGGCUAUUCCACAAACCCUCAGGAACGUAACGUUGGAUUUGAUAGACACAGUCUUGACGAAGAUGAGGUGUUUGUUAUGACUAGAUUAGAGAAAACCAUUCAAAAUUUGUCAUCGAUAAAAGGAAAUCCGAUGCCAAUUACUUUAAGUCUAAAGGGGUUGGUACCAAUACGCGCAGAAGAUGGACAAAAACGUUUAAUAAAUCUUCUUAAGGAUUUGAAGUAUCAUGUUGAAACCAUGGGUAUAUAUGGUGGAUCAAAAGCUUGCGAAGUGAAUAUUAUAAAAAUUGAAAGGUUAAAGAAACAUUGUGAAGACAUGAAGCUUUCCAUGAUCUUUGACUCUGUGCAGACCACGCUUUCGUUUAUUACUCGGAAGUUAAACAAACGCAUGGAGGAUGUCUCCGAAAAGGAGAAGAUAUAUCUAUAUUCUUCAGACCAAAUUAAACAACUGAUUCGGAUAUUUAACGAUUACCAACAAAAAAAGGGCACUGAUGAAAUAUGCUGCAUAGUGUUUACGCAGAGAAGAUCUACAGCGCAAAUUUUGUUUCAUAUUUUGAACGCGUUGAGUCAAAAUUAUCCCCAAUAUAGUUAUAUCAAAGCCAAUUUUAUAGUUGGGCAUAACAGUAAUCCUUAUAAUGACACUAGGGAACUGUUAUAUUUACAUAAGAAAAACAAACAAAUUUUGAACGAUUUCACCAACAAAGACAUCAACGUCUUGGUAUCAUCUAACGUUCUGGAAGAGGGUGUAGAUGUACCCAAAUGCAGCCUAGUUAUAAAAUAUGACUGCCCGAUGGACUACAGAUCCUAUGUUCAAUCGAAAGGAAGAGCUAGACACAAAGAAAGUCUUUACUAUGUCAUGGUUGAAGUAGGGACCUACCGAAGUUUCACUCAAAGGGUAAAUGGCUAUAAAAAAAUCGAGGACAUGUUAAAUCAG
Messenger RNA from Diabrotica virgifera virgifera (western corn rootworm), 1810 nucleotides. RefSeq names its product endoribonuclease Dicer (gene Dcr-2). Gene Ontology annotation, biological process: pre-miRNA processing; apoptotic DNA fragmentation; siRNA processing. Gene Ontology annotation, molecular function: RNA binding; ATP binding; deoxyribonuclease I activity. NCBI's taxonomy places the organism in Eukaryota, Metazoa, Arthropoda, Insecta, Coleoptera, Chrysomelidae. Gene Ontology annotation, cellular component: cytoplasm; nucleus; RISC complex. The record is from RefSeq and is a predicted model, not a curated record.